Messenger RNA from Pieris rapae (cabbage white), 3296 nucleotides. RefSeq names its product cytochrome P450 307a1 (gene Cyp307a1). Gene Ontology annotation, molecular function: heme binding; oxidoreductase activity, acting on paired donors, with incorporation or reduction of molecular oxygen; monooxygenase activity. NCBI's taxonomy places the organism in Eukaryota, Metazoa, Arthropoda, Insecta, Lepidoptera, Pieridae. The transcript has 2 exons. Bases 63 to 1682 code for a protein of 539 amino acids. The record is from RefSeq and is a predicted model, not a curated record.
GCUUCCCGCCAAAACUCCUGUCAAAGGUGUUGUCACUCUUAAAAUUUCUUUUAAGAAUAAAAAUGAGUGCGCUCCUAUUAGUCGCUUUAUGCGCGUUCAUCGCGUACAAAUUUUUCUCAAGAAAAACAGUUACUGUCUAUAAAAAUACAAAACAUGGGGUGGAAAAAGUUGAUUUAAACAAAGCGCCCGGGCCUCUGCCAUUGCCCAUCAUGGGGAAUCUACAUCUUUUGGCAAAAAAUGAGUCGCCAUUUCAGUCGUUCACUGAAUUAGCUAAAAAGUAUGGUGAUAUAUUUAGCAUGAAAUUGGGCAGUUCUCAGUGUUUAAUAGUGAAUAAUUUAGAAUUAAUUCGCGAGGUUUUGAAUCAAAAUGGGAAAUUCUUCAGUGGAAGACCAGACUUUCUGCGCUUCCACCAGCUCUUUGAUGGAGACAGAAAUAAUUCUUUGGCGCUCUGCGACUGGUCGAAUCUUCAACUACGUCGUCGCAAUCUCGCAAGACGUCACUGUGGACCGAAACAACACACUGACAACUUCGCACAAAUCGGAUCUGUGGCUACGUUCGAAGCUACUGAGUUGGUUCAGACUUUAAAGCAAAUUACGAGGACAUCUGCCGCUCCAGUCCACCUGAAACCUCUUCUUAUGUCUACCGCUAUGAAUAUGUUCUCUAACUACAUGUGCAAUAUUCGUUUUGAAGAAUCAGACCCUGAAUUUCGUAAAAUCGUCGAUUACUUUGAUGAGAUUUUCUGGGAAAUCAACCAAGGCUACGCCGUUGACUUCCUCCCAUUCCUCGCACCUUUCUACAAGAAACACAUGGAGAAACUAUCGCACUGGUCUCAUGAAAUCAGAUCUUUCAUUCUGUCAAGGAUUGUUGACCAACGCGAAAUGACAAGUUCAUUUCACGACACCGAGGUUCCAGAAAAAGACUUCUUGGAUGGUUUAUUACGGGUACUACACGACGAUCCUACAGUAGACAGAAAUACUAUUAUUUUCAUGCUAGAAGAUUUUCUUGGAGGUCAUUCUUCAGUAGGAAACCUGGUCAUGCUAUGUUUAACAGCUGUAGCGAGAGAUUCAGACGUGGGCAGACGUAUCAAAGCUGAAAUUGACAGUGUCACGAAAGGAAAGCGAGCUGUAACUCUUACCGACAGGCCAUCCAUGCCAUACACUGAGGCAACAAUCCUGGAAGUCCUCAGAUACUCAUCAUCUCCCAUCGUCCCUCAUGUGGCCACGGAAAACGCAGCAGUAGCCGGCUAUGGAGUAGAGAAAGGUACCAUCGUCUUCAUUAAUAACUAUGAAUUGAACACAUCAACAAAAUACUGGAACGAGCCAGAGAAAUUUGAUCCAUCAAGGUUCCUGGAAAAGACCAAAAUCCGCGUGCGACGAAACUCUCUUUGUGACUCCGGUAUGGAGUCGGAUGGGGAGAGGAACGGACCCAUCGACAAAACAAGAGAGGUGGAGAAAGAGAUAGUCUCUGUUAGGAAGAACAUACCUCAUUUUCUUCCAUUUAGCAUAGGUAAGAGAACGUGUAUCGGCCAAACUAUGGUAACAACCAUGAGUUUUGUUAUGUUCGCGAAUAUUAUUCAAGAGUUUGAUGUAGCUGCUGUUAGUAAAGAUAACUUGAGGCAGAAGCCAGCCUGCGCUGCCCUUCCGAAAGACACAUACCCAUUAUACCUUUUACCAAGAAAAUAAAAACUAAAUUUAUCAGCAAAUGAUCCACAUUGCUGAUAUAGUGACAAAUUUAAAAUGGUUCUGGCAGUAGUUAAACUGGCCAACUUACGUGGGACAUAAAAACAGCAUCUUUGAUGCUAUGAAAUUGAGGUUCUCUUUUUGACUCUGUGAUGCCUGAUGUGGAUCAUUUGUUUAUGAAUUAUUUGUAGAUAAUUCUUUUAUGUUGUAUUGUGUUUGCUCAGGUCACAUAAUGUAUGAAUAAUUAAGUAAAUUUCGGCACAUACGGCGUGCAAAUACUAGGUUCUUUUGAGACAAGUAUCUGGCGAACAAGCACAAUAUAACAUAAGAGAUACGCUCAAAAAUUAUUUAUUUCUUGAAAUAAGUUUUUGAAAUAUUUCCAAAUACGUAGACAGAUUAUUAACACGAAACAGUUUUUGACGUUUGAAUACAAAUUCAAAUGAAAAAAAAAACUAAAAUUGUUAUUCUAUUUUUAAUAAUACGACUGCUUUGUUUAUUGGACUUACGAUAAUUAGUUUAGAUUAGUGUUAGAUAUGUACCGAGCAUGAAUGUGUUAAGCGUUUUCAGCCAACAGAUAUGGCAGUCUGAGACCCAUAAAACCAUUGGUGUUGGAGUUUAACCAAUGAUACCGACAAACAUCUUGAACAAAUGUCACUGCCUGCGCAGAAGCGAUUUUUGGGUAUCACGGGGGAGGGGGAGGGGGGGUUUGAGUGACGUAUCGAUCGCGUGAUUGGUUAAUCAGUUGACGUUUGUGUCCCGCGCUGCGAUACGAUGCGCAAACUUUCCCCCACUCCUUUGUUUAAUGCUCAAGAAGUUUGCCGGUAUCUGUAUUUUUAGGACUUGUUAUCAAACGAAGCAUGUGACACCACCAUGUUAAACGUCCAGACCUAGGUUCAUAACAAUUAUAUUCAUGCUUGGCGCACGAUAUGUGAUAGCAAUUACUCAAUUUUGCUGUAUUUUCGAAUUCACAAAACUAUAACAAAAAUUUUAAUGUGUGUAUUUAACCAAUUAUAAAAAUCUGCUUUUGCGACAUUGACUAAAUUUGUUAUCUAAAUGAAAUCUUUAACAGCGCUUCGAGGGCGUAUUAUGAAUGAAAUAUAAAUUGUAUCAAAGUCUCGUAUGUGUAAAAUGUUUGGGUUGACAAACACGAUAUAGUAUUCAUAUUGAGUUGUAAAAUUAACAUUGAGGAAAAAGUGUAGUGUUUAUCAGAAUGUCUUUUACACAAACAUUUAAAUUCAGCUAUUUUUAUUUACUUAUGUCGAUUUAUGUUAAUGUCAGACACGCUUCAAGGGACUGACGGUCUUCAAUGAACGAAGAUGUCAAUGUGGAGAUGACGUAUUUAGUUCCAAUUUCCGGCAAACUGCGCUGUUGUUCUUUCAACAGAUAUAUGUAUGAUCGAUCUUUUUGUAUGUAACUUAGAUUUAGUUUUCUUACUAUCAGAAACACGUCACUAUCACUAGUUACAGUACCAGCGCUGUUUUAUCUAUUGAUAUGGUAUAUAAUAAUCAUUUAACAGUAGCACAUAACGUUCCUAAGUUUACCAUGUACCAAAAGCCAGUGCAUUUUGUAGAAAUAAGUUUUAUGUAGUUCAAUGUAUGUAUGUAUAGAUUAUAAAUA